This is a messenger RNA of Saccostrea cuccullata (small rock oyster), 661 nucleotides long. RefSeq lists its product as uncharacterized. NCBI's taxonomy places the organism in Eukaryota, Metazoa, Mollusca, Bivalvia, Ostreida, Ostreidae. The transcript has 5 exons. The record is from RefSeq and is a predicted model, not a curated record. Gene Ontology annotation, molecular function: DNA binding. The annotation marks the transcript as partial.
AUUGAAACAACAACUUCCAUUAAGACAGGAGACUUGUCCCUGAGAGAGAAAGGCACAUCAUCUUCUUCAUCAACUUAUUCUUCAUCAUGCUCAUUAUCUGAACCUGGAGAGGAUGUAGAAUCAAGCAUCUUAAAUAGUCCACCUUCAAGUGAUGACGAAAGGAACUAUCCAGUUUAUGUGAACAGACAGAAGAUAAGUGUGAAGAACUUGUAUGACCAUCUCCGUGUCAUUGACAAGGACGUUCCACGGACAGACAGGGACCUAGAAUACUUCAACUCUCCCCACCGUUUGACUCUCAUUGUUAAUAGAGGAGUGGGGAUGUACAGAAUGGCUUACAAGCUCACAAGAAAAUAUGAUGCUUUUAUCAUAGACGCAAUGGAUGGAAGACCAAAUACAGCGAUUCCAGGUAUAGGACGGGUAUAUGGGAGGAGACUGAGAGAACAAGGGUUUGUCACGGCCUUGGAUGUCUAUGGAGCGUAUAAAGAAUACGAUGAGAUAAACUUCAAAAUAUGGUUGUUCGACAUGUGCAGGGCUAAUAGAAGAUACCAGAACGCCGCUUAUCAAGGCCUCCAUGCAUGGAGUUUGUACUACGUGUAAUGCAGGACACAAUCCUUGUUGUGUACCGGUAGACAAUAGAUACAUUGUCUGUAAGCUUUUCAAA